UUCAGAGUCUGGUUGUGGGAUGACUGUUAUCCAGGACGAGUAUGUUGGACAAACGAUCACUUUCCACUGUGAAUAUGAUGAUAAGUUUAAAUCACACACCAAAGUCUUCUACAGACUGAAAGAGGGUCCUGUCCAUGUGCUGAACAGCUCACAAUCAUCACAAUCAUCUGAGGAGAAGAUCAUUCUGUCUGACAGUCAUGAAGAUCAGUUUACUGUGACCAUUAGAGACAUUUCUGCAGACGACGGAGGAGUUUAUUUAUGUGGAGUGGAGAGAUACGGAUCAGAUCCAUCAAUUACUCACAUAUCCUUCAUUAAAGAGAUUCAGCUGAAUGUUUACAGUCGAAACGCUUCUGUCCAGGUUCAGGCCUACUCCAGUAAAUCAGUCUUCAUCACGUGUAAAUUUCCACAAGAGUUCAGAAGAAACAAGAAGUUCAUCCAGAAAGAUUCAUCACAGAAGAUUAUUGUUGAUGAACAGAAUCAAUGGGUCCGUCAUGAUAAAGUUCACAUGUAUGAUGAUUCCAGUGAAGGACUUCUGAAGGUUUUUAUCAGUGAUUUAACAGCGGCUGAUGAAGGAACGUACAGGUGUGGAGUGAAUAUCACUGAUGAUGAUCUGUUCACUGACGUCAAACUGACAGUAAAUCAAGUUGAUCAUUUUCGUGCAUCAAGUAAAGCAUCUGCUGUCAUUGGUGAAAGUGUGAAACUCACCUGCGAUUUCCCUGAGAAACACGGCGAGACCUUCAAACACAUCUGCAGAGAGAACGAGCAGAAGAUAUGUGAGAACAUCAGUUCAUCAGAGCAGAAACGCUUUGAGUUUUCUGUCAGUUCAGCAGGAGUUUUUACAGCGAUCAUCAGUAAUGUGAGCGAGAGAGAUGCUGGAGUUUACUGGUGUGGAGCAGAAACCAGAGACACACAUCUGACUUCUGUCUCUCUCACCAAUCAACAUCAACUCACUGUGACCAUGCCUCCAGUGGUCGGACGUGAAGGAGAUUCAUCAGAGAUCAAAUGCCCUUAUAAUGCAAAACAUUCAAGAGAAGUAAAGCAUCUUUGCAAAGGAAAGUGUUUCACUAAAGAUGCUCAAAAUAUCAUUCGAUCCAAUGAAGUUAAUAAACCAAGGAUUUCAGCAAAGGAUGAGACUGAACUCAAUCUCUUCACUGUGACCUUGAGUGAGCUGAGAGCAGAGGAUGCUGGGAUAUACUGGUGUGCAGUGAGAGAUGAGUUUAAUCUUCACACUGAACUCAUGAUCGUCAUGAAAGAUGCGGUCACUCGUGAAGCGUCUGUCGGAGGAUCAGUGUCCAUCAGCUGUCAGUUCUUCAGGAAUCACAUGAGGUUUUUCUGCAGAGGAGAUCAGCUGAACAUCUGUGUGCGAGACGGAGUUCGUGUUUCAUCGAAUAAGAGAACAAAUGGGCGAUUCUCUGUGACUGACGAAACCUCAGCUGGAGUCUUUACUGUGAACAUCACCGAUCUGACAGAAGAGGAUUCUGGGAAAUACUGGUGCGCAGAGGAGAGUUCUGGGUCGUUCAUAUUCACUGAAGUUCAUCUACGUGUUAUCGGAGAAACGACGUCAUCUUACACUGAAAGAGAAACAUCCCAGGAUAAAGAAAAGUCUGAAACGACGUCAUCUUACACUGAAAGAGAAACAUCCCAGGAUAAAGAAAAGUCUGAAACGACGACAUCUGACACUGAAAGAGAAAAAUCCCAGGAUAAAGAAAAGUCUGGCUCUUCUAUGAUAGUUGCUGUUUCUGUGGGUUUGAUCCUGCUGGCUGUGUGUUUAGUGCUCGUGUUGCUCAAAAUAAAAUACAACCGCAAACACGGCAUCGGUUCAUCGACUCCAGCACAAUUACCCAUAAUCCCCUCUGAUGGGCUCCUGUGCACGUCUGUCAGUUUCCAGAAGCAUGAAGAGUCUCUCAGUGACGCUGCUCUCGCCUUCAGUAAUGAGGAGAUUCAUUCGGAUUACACCACGGUCAUUUACCACAUCGUGCCAAAUUCAUUUUAGUAUAGCCUAAAGAAACUCUGGGCUAUUUUGAUUGAAAUGUAUUUUGAUUCAUUUGUUUCGCUCAAGCUUCCCCAAACACUUAAUCAGGCCUCUAUUUCUCUAAUUUUAAAGAAAAAUAAAGAUCCCUUGCAUUGCACUUCUUAUCGGCCGAUCAGCCUUCUUAAUGUUAACUUUAAACU
Messenger RNA from Megalobrama amblycephala (Wuchang bream), 2172 nucleotides. RefSeq names its product polymeric immunoglobulin receptor-like. Lineage: Eukaryota; Metazoa; Chordata; Actinopteri; Cypriniformes; Xenocyprididae. Bases 20 to 1993 code for a protein of 657 amino acids. The transcript is spliced from 10 exons. The record is from RefSeq and is a predicted model, not a curated record.